This is a messenger RNA of Ylistrum balloti, 5067 nucleotides long. RefSeq names its product ADP-ribosylation factor GTPase-activating protein 2-like. The record is from RefSeq and is a predicted model, not a curated record. NCBI's taxonomy places the organism in Eukaryota, Metazoa, Mollusca, Bivalvia, Pectinida, Pectinidae. Gene Ontology annotation, molecular function: GTPase activator activity. The coding region runs from base 3 to 1664 and encodes 553 amino acids. The transcript is spliced from 14 exons. Gene Ontology annotation, biological process: COPI coating of Golgi vesicle.
AAAUGGCAGAUCAUCCGUCGAAGUCAGAUAUCCAAACAAUUUUCAAAAGAUUGCGAUCUAUACCUACAAAUAAGCAAUGCUUUGACUGUGGUAGCAACAACCCAACAUGGGCCAGUGUUACGUAUGGUGUGUUUCUGUGUAUAGACUGCUCCGCCACCCAUCGGUCAUUGGGUGUCCAUGUCACCUUUAUCAGGUCCACCCAGCUGGACACCAGUUGGACAUGGCUGCAGCUUAGAGCCAUGCAAGUCGGAGGCAAUGCCAAUGCUGUAGCAUUUUUCAGACAGCAUGGAUGUACAACAUCUGAUUCCCAGCAGAAAUAUCAUAGCAGGGCAGCAAUGAUGUACAAGGAGAAACUUACAUCCCUCGCCAAUAAUGCCAACAGAUUACACGGCACAAAGCUGACUCUUGACUCCGGUGAUCGAGGAAACAAGCUCCAUAUAGACAGCCAUGACACAACCUCCCCUGUCAGUAAGGAAGUUGACUUCUUUGAUGAGCACACAGAAUCAUUUGAUACGACACCUGCCCCAGCACCCAUUAGUGAUAGUGCCAAGCUCUUUUCCUCCACAGCGCCCAAGCCCAUUAAGAAUGGCAAUCUAAACAAGGAAAUAGACCCAUCAGAAGGCCCCAGUGUGGAGGCAGCCUUGAGCAUGUCCCCAACACAGGCAGCAGCUCAUGCAGAGCCCAGAAAGUCAAUCAUUGGUGCCAAGAAGCCUGCAGGGGGUCGUAAGGGGAAGAGUGGUAUGGGAGCCCAGAGAGUGAAAGCCAACUUCAAUGAGAUAGAGAGUCGUGCACAGCAGUUGGACCAGGAAAGAGAAACACUAGCAGCCAAUCAGGCAUUGGUGGAGGCUCGCACAAAGGAGGAACAAGAAAAACAGAUGGCUUCCAUGAGAUUAGCAUACAAAGAUAUGAGCUUACAGAGGAAAAAAGAGGAAGAAAAGUUGAAGGUGACUGACCCUAAGAAGGCUGCACAGUAUGAGCGGCUCGGUAUGGGCUUUGUCGGAAAUAGAGAGUUCAGUCAUUCUGCUAUAUCAGACAUGCAGACUAUUGAACAGUCUCAACCAAAUAAGUCUUCAAGCAAUUCAAAUGGUGCUGACCGCUUCGAUAGGAAACCAGCCCGAUCCAAGAAUUUCUUUGAUGAUGAAUUGGAUUCCAUGGGAUUUUCAUCAUCGUCUUCAAAAUAUGACAGUCCAUUUGGUGAAGAGAAGGAUUCCUUCAGUAGCUGGGGCAGUAGCAACAAGUCUGGUAGCUGGGAUAUAGAUCGAUUUGAAUCUAAACAGCAAAGCUUUUCUGAAACAUUGUCAUCUUCGCGGGAUGAUGACAGACCUAGUCGCAGUAGAAAGGCUUACGACUACAACACACCCUCUAAAAUCUCUGAUGAGGCCCAGAAAAAAUUUGCAGGUGCCAAGUCUAUAUCAUCUGACCAGUUUUUUGGUAACAAGGACAUGGAUUUUUCAAUGAAACAGAAUAUGUCUAGAUUUGAGGGAAGCUCCAGUAUAUCAAGUGCAGAUUUUUACGGGGAAUCAUCAAGUAAACGCUCACAGAACUACAACAAUUCUGGGCCAGACUUUCAGGACAUCAAGGAUGGUGUGAAACAAGGAGUAACUAAGGUGGCCGGCAAACUCUCGACAUUAGCCAAUGGUGUGAUGAACUCUCUACAGAACUAGAGCCUAGACAACAGAACAUGAAUGGUAGAUAUAAUUCAUAUCUUGAUAGAUAUGGAAGUUAAUGUUCUACUGGAGAUAAAUUACUGCCAAUUAAAAAGGAGUGUUUGAUUUGGUUCUGGCCAUUGGAACACAUCGGAGCUUACCAAGAUCGCACAACAAUUUCGAGCCCUAGACAUAGAACUGUCAGUUACCAUGAUACAGCAGACCAUUGGUGGAUAUGGUGAUUAGUCAGCAUUUGGGUUCCUUUGGAGAGUUAUGGUCUGUUACCUUCAUGAAGGAACCAUCUCCGCCACAACUAUCCCUAUGUACUGCUAUAUCCAUGGUUGCCUUAGGAAACUCACAACACAUAUUGCCAUAUUACCAUCAUUUUUUUUUUAUCCAGAAGUUUCUUGGCUUAUAUCUACCAUUGAAAUUUUAGGUCAUGUGACUGUUGUUUAAUGCAAUCCAGGGCAUUUGAACUUGUGCAAUGUGCAAAAUGAAGAUGGCAGAACAAGGGAUUGAUUUGUUGUAAUAAUAUAUCUGUAUGAAAAAGGAGAGGCAAUGUUUGUAAAAAAAAAGAUGUGUGUCCCACUUCUUGUUUACACUGCUCAGUUAACAAAUACUUAUUCUACCUAUAAACAACAGCAUUCAUUCCAGUCUGCUGUCAGAUUUACAAUAAAAAGAUUCAGAAAAAAAAAUCUGUAACACAUACAAGUUGUGUAGCGAUGUAUAAAUUUUUCCUCUGUUUGUUAAGUGAUCACUGUUGCAGGAUGAUCACAAUAUGGAAGAAGAAGUUAUUUAUCUGUUAUUUUGAGAAUGUGAGUGACUUGAACUGUGUGUGUGACCUUGUGAUGUGUCUAGAGUUACAAAUGAUAAAACUGGUAGUCAUAUUAUCUCAUUGAGUUGGUCUAUUCUCACUGGCUGGAGGCUUCGGUUAAGAAACCAAAGGCGAAACGUUAUAAAAAGAUUUGUUUGUGAUCACACAAUUGGCUGUGAUCGACAUCAGUCUUAACAUUAUUUAUAUGUGGACAUUGUUUUUAUCUUGUAAUCAUUUAAAUUAUAGUAUCUUGUAUAGAUUUAUCAACACAAAAGUAUAUCAAAGUACUGUUAAAAUAUGGGAAAGCUUUGUUUAUUUUGGUUUAUAAUUUUUGUUUGUUUUGAAGUAAAAUUUGUAUAUCGGUACUUAAAAGUACUGCAGUCAGUAAGAAGAUACAGUAUUGUCCUUUCCAGUUUAAAAAACUAUUGGUAAGCUUUUGCAGGUAUUCACAGUCGCUAUUAAAUUUUAUUUAAUCUCAAACAGAGAGUGUGACAGUCGUGACUCAAUCUUAAUAAUGUAUCAUAUAUAGAGUGGUGAUGUUACUUUACAUCAAGAGAGUUUGUGCGUUUCUUGUUCAGACUGAUUGUCUGAUUGUGUGUGAUAAUUUGUCAGGUACAGAUGAUAUUGUAUAUUAGAUAUGGCAUUUUUUAAAAAAAAUUUCUUUGUGACUUGGUUUUUUUUGUCCACCGUGAAUCCUUGUGAAAGUUAUCUCCCUUGUCAUAUUAUCACCUCAUGCUUUUCUGCAGAGGUAAUUGUCACACUGUGUGAGAGGUAAAAGACAUGGUAAAAUAAGUGUUCUAAUUGAUAUUUAGUUAAUUCUACAUCACCUAUUUCCUCAGAAUUCGCAUGUCAGCUGUAAGAUGAAGGUAGCUAGUUUAACAGUUUGUAGCGGAUAAGUGCUCUUUUAUAUACAAUAUAUGUAACAGCACUGUAUUCAGUUAUGUUUUAUUAGCAUUUCAACACAAAUUGGGAAAUUUCUUGUCUUAUUUACUGAUAAAACAUAUUUAGUGCUUACGUUUUUUAAAAAUUUGUUAAGAGGAGGAAUAAAUGUGUGGUUAUGAAUAGGAUUUGGAAAACGUUGCGACAUUUUUUAAUUGUGACAGAAUUACUUAUAAGGUAUGAUCUAGUUUACAUCUUAUGAUUCCAAAUAGAGGCCAUCCUACGUGAAUCUUUAGGCAAUCAAGGUUGUAUCUAAAUCAUCUGUUUUAUCAGUUAUGAUAAUAUGUUAUUAUCCUUCAUCAGAUAAGAAAUCUAUUCCUGUUUUCUUAAUGCAUUGUGGUAUUGUCACUGACAUUCAUCUGUAUACUGUGAAUGAAAUGCUUAUUCACAUAAAGUCAAGGCUAAAUUUGAAAGGUAAUAUAGAUAUACAUGGAUGAUGAGAAAAUGUUUGGAUGAGCUGUUGUUACUUAAUAUGAAAUGACUUGACAGGAGAGAUUUAUGAUAUAUUAAUAUGUUAUGUGUUGAAGAGUUGUAAUGAUAUCUGAGGUAUUACAGCUGUACAUGCUGCCAUUUUCACAUUGUAACUUUACCAUGUAUACAGAUAUCCAGAAAGGUGAAGGACAUUUGAUGACUAGAAAAGAUUUUUUAAAAAUGUAAUUCCUUGUCCAUUGUUGAAUUUGUUUUUGAUCAUCAUGUCUGAUGCGGUAGGUAUUUAUUUACAAAGAUUUGUUAUAUCAUACAAGGGACUUGUUCUACUGAUUCAGUAUCUUAAAACUCUAAAUACUAUGACUGUACCUGCUACACAAUCACCAUCGUCAGUUAUAUAUAUUUAGGUGGCACUUCCCUACAGUAUAUUACUUUUGACUAUCCGUUCGGUCCUGCUAAGGUGCUGGGAGACUAAAGUUAAACUGCGAUUGAUUCUGACCUUGUAGACUUUAUCAAGACUUCCUCUCCAGCUCUGCCUGUCUGUCUGUUGUACAUUUGGAGUAAUAUAAGUUCCCACCUGUAUCGAAGCUCAGAAAUCAUUAAAAAAAAUCAACAGGAAUUUUCAGAUCUGUUUAGAUAGGUACUUGAUGUACGAGACUUCAAAUAAUAUUUGUAAUAUAUAUCGUAGAGGACAAAGUUUGUACUUCAUAUUUUUCCAUUGGAGAUCACAGGUAUUCAAAACUUCAAGCCUCAGAAAAGUGUUUUUAUAAACCGCCUUAAAACAAGAUAUUAUAAAUUGCUUUUCUUUUGGACUUGAUGCAAUUUUGAAUUUUUUAUUUAAUUUAGAAGAUCUACUGAUGGUCAAAUGUAAAACUGGGGUCAAAUAUUGGAAGUCUCACUAUAACACAAAUAUAAUUAUGUUGUAUAUUACGUGAUGUAACAUUAACACUGAUCACAUGUACCAGGUGUAGUUAGGUAAUACCAGGGUAUAUCUGUAACAAAACUUAAUGGGCUGGGAAUGAUGUACACUUUCUUGCAUGCUUUAAAACAAAUAGGAUUGACUGUCUGGUCAAAAUUGACCAAACUUUUUUUUCUGUAAAUAAAUGGGUAACUAGUUUUCAUUAUGAUGUUCAGUUUGGACCAGACAGAUGAUUAAAGCUGGUCUCUAAACCUAUUCAGUGAUUAGAUGGUGAAGAUGGAGCAUAUCUGUAAUAUGGUCAAAUAAAACAACUUUCCAUAGAA